GUGGUCUCAUCACUCAUGCGCUGGGCAUACUUUGUUGCAUGUACGAACAGAAACACACAGAAGAACACCGGCGACCGAUUGACGAUUGUUGUAACUUUUAACAUUCGAAUCCCCAAAAUCCCACUCCACAUUUCUACUAAAACCCUAAAAUAUCAGUACUCCUUUUCUCUCUGGAUAAAUAUGGAUGAACAUGUUGUUCAAAAUGAUUGCGAUUUGCAGUUGUCCUCAUCUACUUUAGAAGGAAAUUUCAAUUAUGCACCUCAUUUGGGUGAAAGUAGUUUGUAUCAGCACAUAACUAAAGCAGAAGAUUGUGAUAGCUACUCUGCUCCUCAAUGGAUUGGAUACCAGCAGAUGCCUCCAUACUAUGUUGAGUAUCUUGUAGGAAACGGGAUAUCUGAUAUGCAAGGAGAAAUACCACAUGACACUAAUGGAAUCGGAUGCAGUUUUACAUCUGAAGAGUCUUUUCUCAGCAUGGAAGCCCAUCAGGUAAGACAAUCAAGGUGUCAACAUGAAGAAAUACUGGCGAACAAUUUCAAAAACACACAACAUCAAAUCUGCUAUCAGAAGCAAGGGCUAGAUACUGCUGCUCAACACAAGCCAAACAUGUCAGGCAUCACCACAUCACGCAGGACAUAUAUGAGACAGAAGGCCACUGAUGCAGAUCGUCGUCGCAGAACAAGGAUUGCAGCAUCACUAGAUGCAUUGGAGGAUUUGCUUCCACAGCCCAAACAGGGAAACAAAACAAACAUAGUUGAUGACUGCAUAGAGUAUAUAAAGUAUUUGCAGCUUCAUAUGAAGGAAUUGAGUCAGAACAGAUUGGUAGGGGAACCAACUUCCAAUCACUUAACUUACCUUGAGGGAUAUGGUGCUUACCUUGUUGAUGAAAAGACUGCUACUGCUGGUGGACCACUGGAAGAGAUGCUUGGAAAUUUGAUGGAAACAAGUCCCUCUGCAGCAAUUAAGCUGCUAGAGAGUCGAGAACUUGUUAUUCGGUACCUGCUCGGCCGACUGGGGAGUAGCGAGUACUCGGGAGUAUUCGGAUUCGGGUUGUUGGAGUGGUGUCGGCAUGUCAUGUCCCACAUGGUUGCUGACAUGGUUAUGGAGGGAAAAUGGGAAAUAGAAGGAAAGAAGAUGAUCAUUGGAGAUUUAUGGAGGUUGGAGAGAGAAUCGACAUUUCCAUGUCGAUUUAGAGAGGAAACAAAUAAGGAAGAAGAUGAAUGAUGGAAUAAUCGAUAUGGAGGAAGGAGGGAACACCGUUCUCUUGUUUCAUUGAUUGUCCAGUUUUUCUAUUAAUACAAGGCAAACGACAUCAUCUAAAUUACACUACUAUAAAUUUCAUGGAAAA
Lactuca saligna is the source of this 1345-nucleotide messenger RNA. The record is from the annotation of a GenBank genome assembly. NCBI's taxonomy places the organism in Eukaryota, Viridiplantae, Streptophyta, Magnoliopsida, Asterales, Asteraceae.